CUAAUACAUUAUGCACGACCACCAACUGUGUUUACGCAUUGUUUGACAAGCAACAGUUGUUUUGGUCAAACUGACGAAGAUAUGAAGCGAAAAUUCGAAAAGGGUUCAAAUGACUCGCUAAGCGAGGACAUAACGCGAAAGUUUGAAAGUCUUCAGAAAGAAAAGGAAGAAAACGAUGAAUUGAAACAUGCCUGGAUUGAUGAACUGCAGUCUAUUGCGCGUCAGAAGUAUCCCAAAGCUUCACUUGUCCUGAUAGGUUCUUCUGCGAAUAUGUUUGGUUUUAAAGCGAGUGAUUGUGAUUUAACGCUUAUCUCUGGGGAACGUUUUGUCUACGGUUUGCACGCUUUGGACAACAUUGAAAAGUUGCUGCCAAACUCAAAAUAUACGACCACGGUAACUAGUUUUUGCUAUUUUAUACAUGCAUGAUAUCAUAUAUAUUAUAUUUACGUUUUAUGAAAGAAGUAUUUUGGUAGAACAGUAUAUAUAUAUAUAGUUGGUGCAUGUGCCUGAUAUUCUACCUCUGUGAUUUGCAUUUCAUUCCUGUAAUAAGGUAUGUAGUUCUUUCACUUCAGUGUGAGAAUAUAUAGUGAAAGGUUUCCCAGGAGGGGAUCUGUAUUUCCUUGUUUCCCACAAAGAUUUCACCAUGUCCCUUGUCCCCUGUGAUUUUUCGUCGUUGUCCUAGUGUUCCCAUGGCAACUGAAAUAUGUAUAGGUUCCCUAUACUCCCUAUAGAAAUCUCCUGGGAAACCCACAAUAUAGUAACUCUACCAAAUAGCAUAUGUAGGGUACACAGGUUUUUUCUUUCAGAAACACUAGAGUAUAGAGUGGUUCAGAUUUGACUUCCGCUACCACUAUCUUUCACUGAUCAAACACAUCUGAUUGGUUAAUUGGAUAUAUCAAACACAUCUGAUUGGUUAAUUGGAUAUAUCAAAUGCAUCUGAUUGGUUAAUUGGAUAUAUCAAACGCAUCUGAUUGGUUAAUUGGAUAUAUCAAACGCAUCUGAUUGGUUAAUUGGAUAUAUCAAACGCAUCUGAUUGGUUAAUUGGAUAUAUCAAACGCAUCUGAUUGGUUAAUUGGAUAUAUCAAACGCAUCUGAUUGGUUAAUCGGAUAUAUCAAACGCAUCCGAUUGGUUAAUCGGAUAUAUCAAACGCAUCUGAUUGGUUAAUUGUCCCUUAAUGGUAACGGUAGUGGAAGUCAAAUCUGAACCUGUUUACUGAACCAAGUGGAACUAAUAGGGCGCUUUCCAUUAACACGGCCAGACUAGUCAGAACGGUCAAAUUGUUGAAUCGAACACAAAACAUUUGGGCUUCGGACCUUUCUGACCGGAAAAUUUAGACAAAAUUAGAAUGAGCUCCAUUUUUCGCUAGAUAUUUGAGAAACAUAGACCAGAUCUUUUCAUUGAUACAGAGACAAAAAUUCGUGUCUGACCGGUCUGGCUAUUAAAUGGAAAGCGCCCAUAAAGUAUAAGUAAUAUUCACUUAAUUUAGUUUGUUUAGUUCAGUUAAACCAUGGAUUGUAAAAUAACUGGAUAGGAAACUUCCUGACGUCACAGUCUAAACCUAGUUGCAAUCUGUGACGUCAUGUGUAUUGCGAAAAUUUUCAGCAUUUUUGUUGUUUCGCUAUAUUUUCCGCUUCAAAAGAGUAAUAUUGAAGCAUAAACUGGUCUAAUUGUUUUAAAAACAUGCCUAAGCCACGACAAAUUAAGUAUUCAAGGUAAGUGUUUUUCGUCUUUGUUUUGUAUUUUUUAACAUUUGUAGCAACGAAAUUGGCGUCGCCAAUUUUUACGAAAUUUGCGAUGCAUUUUUCACUGUUUAGUGCUUGAAAUAUUUGCUAAAAUUGACCGGGAAUACUUAGAGAUUUCAUCGUAGAAUGGCUUAGUCAUGUUUAUUUGCUCUUUGACUAAAAUGUUUAGCUGUAUUAUCGCUAAACAUGCCGUUUUUGAGAAUUUGGUUUGCAACUAGGUUGCAACGCCAUCAUCCCAUUGAAAACAUUAGGUCACGUCAGCUAGUUUCCUAUCCAUGUAUUUUAUUAUCCAUGGUUAAACUGUGCCACGCCAUAUCCAUGCACUUAAAACUGCAAAAUGUGAACACUUCUUUUCUCUACCGCCAUUGCUAAUUUCUGACUGUUUUCUGCUUUUCUUUACAGCUAGUGCACGGAGCAAAGGUUCCUAUAUUGAAAAUAAAAGACAAGGAAAAUUCGUUAGAAGCUGACAUCAACUCUGAAUGUGAACGUAAUAUACGUCACACCUAUCUUGUACGUUGCUAUGCUCUGCUUGACCCACGAGUGCAGCCACUUGGUAUCAUCGUCAAGCUGUGGGCGAAGAACGCUGGAAUAAUCAAUCAAAGAGACCACAAACUUUCAGGUAUGGAUAGUUUAUACAGUGACAAAGCCAUCGCAACUGGUCAUGCUAUGCUAACAAACCUGCAUCUAAAUAGGUUACAGUGAGUCUACAGUAAGUGGGGCCACUAAUGUCACUUCUGCAACACUAACCGAUCACAUUACGGACCAAAAAUAGAAAUCGAAUCAAACUAAAGCUCGUCCAAUCAAAAGAAAGCAUGGAGUUCGCUUCAGGAAGCCAGUAACUGCAGUGUUUUCUUUUCAAGUCUAUUUUUACCUUUUGACAUUCGUUCAAAUUGUUUUUGCCUAAUGCGCCGUUUGUUGAUUUUUUCUAUGUUUGUUCUGCAAUGUGAUUGGUUAGUGUUCUCUAAGUGGCCCCACUUACUGUAGACGCACUGUAAAGACAAUACAUUUCUAGUAAAGGCUUGAAUAAUGCAAAUCAUUGGAAAUUUGAGUAGAAUGAAACUGUCGCUAUGGCUAGCUUCAUCACUGAGUAUAUAUAGUGUGAACCAAUUUCAUAGUUUCGACCAAUUUCUAAAUCGGGGGAAAAUUCUGGUAUUCACUUAGUUAAGAAUGCAAGACUAAAGUAUUAUAAUAUUCAUUCAUCCAUGCCUGCUACAAAUAACGACAAUGUUUGAUAAAUUUGCAUACAAGCAUGUUAGUUUUAUCCAUACCUAAAUGGCGUAGGAAAAUGCACGAAGGAGAAUAUUCUUAUAGCUUUGGUUACGUGAUCACGUAAGGAAGUCACAUAUUAAUCAGCUAUUGUUGAGAAACGUCAUCUUCACGGUCUUUUUGCCUGUUAAAAUUUCCGGAACUGACGUCAUUUUUGUUGCAAGAAACAAUAAAAAACUCAUUUGCAUUGCCUUAAAUGGCGUCAGUUCCGGAAACUUCAACAGCCAGAAAGACCGUGAAGAUGACGUUUUUCACAAAGAAAAUAUAUUGCAUUUCAUCUUAAAAUGUACUGGAUAUUACAAAUACGUAAAAUUCAAAAUAGCUGUCAACCUCGCUACCAGGCUCUUCAAAUGUGCACUUUAAAUUGUAUACGUGAGUGAAUUGUCUAGCAAUGAACAUAAACACGUGCACCUAAUGGACCAUUCCCCAAUUAACCAAAAUUUUGAACUCAACAAGUCUGGACAAAAAUUUCAUCACAGCUUGAAAGAGCAUCACAAAAUUAGUAAUAUUCCAAAGUUUCGUUAUCCGCAUUUUACAAAAUUUUGCAACGAUACUUUGGAAUAUUACUAAUUUUGUGAUGCUCUUUCAAGCUGUGAUGAAAUUUUUGUUUAGGCUUGUCUAGAUCAAAAUUUUGGAAAAGUGGUAACCAUGUCCCGUUUGUAAUCUAAAAUGACUGAAAAUUGCAAAUUUCGCAAGGCUAUAUUAUCCACAUUUUACAACAUUUCGCAACGAAACUUUGGAAUAUUACUAAUUUUGUGAUGCUCUUUCAUGCUAUGAUGGAAUUUUGUCUAGACUUGUUGAGAUCAAAAUUUUGGCUAAUUGGGGAAUGGUCCAUUGGGUUUAUUUAAACUUUGUGAUUCUAUAUAUUUUCUUCAACUUCUCCAUUUAGGUUUCACUUUGCUGUUGCUGUACAUAUACUACCUGCAGGCAGGCUGCAGCCCGCCCGUUGUCCCGUUAUUGCAGGUCGACUAUCCAUCACUAUUCAGUAGCAGUCGCCAGACAUCCGCACUCAUCGAUCAACUCAAGACCAAGAAAUUACCAGACGAACUCAAGAAUUUCAAAUCUUCCAACAAGCAAACUCUUGGUGAAUUAUUCGUUGGUUUUUUCCGUUUUUAUGCCAACUUUAACUGGAGCAGUAAAGUGGUUUCCAUCAGCCGAAGCAAUGCGUAUGUCUCGAAUAAUCGCCCCCGCAUGAAGAUUGAAGAUCCGUACGAGAUGGGUGGCAACUGUGCAAGAGGAAUUUAUGAAUCGCUUUCGUUCAUGCAAAUUAAAAAUGCCUUCACUAAAGCUUUGAGGAAAAUUGAAGAUAGUAUGGAUUUAGACAGUGUUUUGUGAAAUCAGUGAGAAAGCUAAAGACUAUUUCUUUUAAUAUGUUUUGAUUGAAUGAACAAUUUAUUUGCUUGUGAGUUGUGGAAAACACCGCGGGAUUUUUAAAUCUCGCAUAACUUCCUAUUCGCAGUUUUGGAGUAAAUUUGCACAAGUAUUAUAUGUAAUUGUGGACACAAAUUGUCGCGUACUUUCUAUAGAUUUAUAAUAAUAUAAUUGACCAUUUGCGUAAUAGACUAAAUUUUGAUCUCAACAAAAAUUUCAUUACAGCUUGAAAGAGCAUCACAAAAUUAGUAAUAUUCCAAAGUUUCGUUGCAAAAUGUUGUAAAAUGCGUAAAAUAUAGCCUUGCGAAAUUUGCAAUUUUGAGUCAUUUUAGAUUACAAACCGGAAAUUGACAGCCUCGAAGGGUUUGGGGCUGUCAAUUUCCCGUUUGUAAUCUAAAAUGACUGAAAAUUGCAAAUUUCGCCGGCAAGGCUAUAUUUUACGCAUUUUACAACAUUUUGCAACGAAACUUUGUAAUAUUACAAAUUUUGUGAUGCUGUUUCAAGCUGUGAUGACAUUUUGGUCAAGACUUGUUUAGUUCAAAAUUUAGUCUAUUAGUAUUACGCAAAUGGUCCAUUGCCACCACAGCCAAGCAAACUUUAGCUUGCCCCAUGUUGACACACUCAAGGAAGCAUCAUCGCAAAUAAUUUCACCUGAGUACACAUGCUAACUUGUACAGAGCUCUUGCAGUGUCACCUGUAUAUAUACGUGUGGGCUUAUUGUUUAAACUGUGGAUUAUAGAAGUGGGAUUUCUGCAGUUUGCAUAGAUCUACAUAUGUCUCAGACAAUUUCUUUUCAGAGAACAAUUUUAACUGUGGUUUUCCCUGACCUAGGCAACGUAAUCCGAUGUGUGCACUGCAAAAUUUUGAUCAGAAAAAGGAGGUAUCUUUGUACUGAAUCUUCAAAGACAUUACUGUAAUUUGUAUCGAUAUCAAAUUAAUUAAAAACACCUUUAAACUUAAGAAAUCGAUGUCUCGCAUUCACAUGCCAUUUUCUUUUUGUAGUCCUAUAAUAACUUAAAUUUCUAUAUAUACAUACGUAUAGAUUGCUAAAAUUGAAGCAGUUUCUUUGUAGCUUUACUCGCUACCAUAUAUAUGCAGUGUAAU
Paramuricea clavata is the source of this 5484-nucleotide messenger RNA. The record is from the annotation of a GenBank genome assembly. Lineage: Eukaryota; Metazoa; Cnidaria; Anthozoa; Malacalcyonacea; Plexauridae.